Amphibalanus amphitrite is the source of this 1143-nucleotide messenger RNA. Its product is annotated as PX domain-containing protein kinase-like protein. NCBI's taxonomy places the organism in Eukaryota, Metazoa, Arthropoda, Thecostraca, Balanomorpha, Balanidae. The transcript is spliced from 2 exons. The record is from RefSeq and is a predicted model, not a curated record. The coding region runs from base 242 to 535 and encodes 97 amino acids.
CCCUCCUCCACAUACCAAACCGCUCGACAUCCCAGAUCGUGACUGUAUCCGCAUUGCAUCGGAGUGCAGGAUUACCUGUUGUAGCGGCUCCGACCGCUUACGGGACCCGCAUCCCCAUUGGACGACGAUAGCCGAUCGGCGGCAGCCGGGAUGCGGCGCCCCGGGCGAUGUCGUGCCGAGGACGGUGGGUAUAUAGGGUCGGCCGUGCCGGCGCCGCGCCACUCCGCCAGAGCUGUUCACCAUGAGCCGGACCAGGACACAGCCGCUGCUGCCGCUGCUGGUGGUCGGGGUGAUGACGGCUGCACUGCUGGCGGUCUGCGAGGCCCGGCCCGGCCGGCCCACUGGCUCCCCGCUGAGUGAGCGCGUGCCGCCGCUGCCGCCGCCGGCGGGCACCUCUUCGCUGCUGGACCGGGUGCCCCCUCCGCCGCCCGGCGGGCCGCUCUCGCUGUCUCUGUGCGUGCUCUCACGGCCCGGUGUGCCGGCUCCGUCUGUGCCAGCGCCGGUACCCGGUCAGCCAGUUGUGAACGACGGAUAAAGACCUCUGAUGAGAGAUGCCAUGUCUCUCCACGCGAGAAGCGCAAUCGCCACUGACAGCGCAGCUCGGCGAAGAUGACCUCAGGGUGCCUGGGGUCGCUCAGCUCACGACCCGUGUGCCUUGGUGUUCAGCUCCACCGGGAAAGCCGAGUCGUGGUGAGGUGGCUCACGAACAGAAAACGCCCGGUUAUAGCAGUUGCUGCAAUCAACAUCGGGACGUGCUGCGCCGUUCUGUCAAGUUUUUAGUAACAGGUUUCGUUUGAGAUAGAAAUUUAAAUAUACCCAGGCUGUUGAGAUGCUCCCUCGGGCAAUGAUACGUGACUUUCUGUCGAGAAGUCAGCUCUUUUUAUGUGACCAGUAGACAAGAGGGCUGGCUAUCAACUGCAUGUAUUAUUGUCAAACGUGUAAUGAUUGCGUAAACAAAUGGAUAUCACCCAGGUGGGUGCAUUCCUACAAUUCUGUUUGCGUGUUUUGAACUAGUUAUUGUCGUUUAUCGUCUGUGAUGAGUUUUUGUGCCUGACUGAGAUAAGUUAUCGAUGACCGUUCAAUUGCCGGUCGUCUUUGAUAUAUGCAUGCUAAUUUUUCGUAAUAUACAGUUGUGUGUUCUUA